AUGUCGGUGCUACAAUUUCCUUCUUCAACCGAAAAAAUACUUCCUGACGCUAUUAAACUCGUCUGGCCUCCAACAGAAUUACAAAAUCCUGCAGCUAUCGAAGCAAUUAGUGGCUCUCUCGUCGGUCUAGCAAUAGGAGAUGCACUUGGAGCAAGCGUAGAAUUUCGUCCUCAAGAAUAUCUUAUCGCUCAUCCCGUCCGUGAUAUGAAGAGUGGAGGCACAUGGGGUUUACCAGCUGGUAAAUGGACAGAUGAUACUGCUAUGGCUUUAUGUCUUGCUUCAUCACUUAUCACUCAAAAAGGUUUCAAUCCUUAUGAUCAAAUGGUUCGCUAUAAAUGGUGGUAUAAACAUGGGUAUUUAUCUUCUACUGGAUAUUGUUUUGACAUUGGUAAUGCAACUCGUGAUGCACUAGAAGAGUUUAAUCAUCGUCAGAAGAAAUUGAAGAGAUAUGUGAACUGUCGUACAGAAUCAGAAGUUGAUCAACUAUCGUUUGAUAUCAUUCAACGAGCUGGCUUUAAUGUAAACUGUAGUCGACCAGGCGUCGCUGGAAAUGGUGCUCUGAUGCGUUUUGCUCCCGUGCCACUCUUCUUCUAUCGAACACCUUCUCUUGCAGUUGAACUUUCAGGUGAAAGUGCUCGUUUGACACACGGUGAUGAUAUAGCUAUCGAUGCAUGUCGUUAUUAUGGAGCACUUAUUGUUGCAGCUAUUUAUGGUGAACGUAAAGAAACUCUGCUUAGUAAGCAAUUUUAUCAUCAGUAUCGAGAAUGGUUUGAUCGUCGAGAACUUCAUAGUGAAAUUCUUCGCGUCGCUGAUGGAUCAUUUAAAAGGUUAGGAGGUUAUUACGAUGGAAUUCGAAGCACAGGAUAUGUCGUGAACACACUUGAAGCAGCUUUAUGGGCAUUUUGGAGUGCAAAUUCUUUUGAAGAGGGUGCACUCAAUGCUGUCAAUCUUGGUGGUGAUACAGAUACUGUAGCAGCAACCUACGGUCAAUUGGCAGGUGCCUAUUAUGGUUAUAGAAACAUUCCAGAAGCGUGGAAACGUAAAUUAUACGCUAAUAAAUUGAUCAACUGUAUCGCUGCAUGGUUACAAGUCUUAGGUCGAUCAGAUAUCAAUUCGUCUGAACAAAGACUGAGCCGAAGCAUUACUUCGCCGAUUCAACUACCACAACCUAUGUAUAUGAACAUACCACAAUCGAGAAAAGUCGAAUCAACAAUUAGUGAACCACCGCAACGAGAUCCUCACAAAAAACGCAGCAGAUCAAUUCCACGACAUCCUCGUUCUGGGAUUAGUUAUUGGGCACAUUUGAAUUCCAGAUAUAGUGGCGAUAGAAAAACCUGA
Messenger RNA from Rotaria sordida, 1338 nucleotides. The record is from the annotation of a GenBank genome assembly. NCBI's taxonomy places the organism in Eukaryota, Metazoa, Rotifera, Eurotatoria, Philodinida, Philodinidae.